Solea solea (common sole) is the source of this 2236-nucleotide messenger RNA. RefSeq names its product olfactomedin-like 3b (gene olfml3b). The record is from RefSeq and is a predicted model, not a curated record. Bases 81 to 1250 code for a protein of 389 amino acids. Gene Ontology annotation, biological process: signal transduction. The transcript has 3 exons. NCBI's taxonomy places the organism in Eukaryota, Metazoa, Chordata, Actinopteri, Pleuronectiformes, Soleidae.
CUCUGCUGGCUCCUUAACACGCCGCCACUCAACUCCAGUCAAGGUUUUACAGGAGGUAGAGAGACUGAGCUGACAAAAAAAUGAGAGGACUUGUUGUCUUGGUAACUUUGGCCUGCUUUGCCACCGCUCAGCACCAAGCACUGAUUGACUAUUUGGAGCGGAGGCUGCUUGCUAUUGAGGACCGGAUCUCUCUAUGGCACGAACAGACAGCCCGUUAUGCCACAGAGCUGCGGGAGCUGAAGCAACAAAUGGUUUCUCAGCUGGAGAAUCUGGACAAAGAGAAAGAGGUGCUGAGAGUGAGUCUGGACGGCGUGGGCACCAGGGUGGACCGGGUGGAGCGGGAGCUGGACUACCUGGAGACUCAGAAUGGGAACCAGCCGUGUGUGGAUGUAGACGACAAGCUGAUAGAGCAGCAGGUCAAUCUGGUGACGGAGAAGCAGAAGGCCAAAUAUUCCAAACUGUCAGACUGCAGUGACAUGAUCUCGAGCAUAAAAGCCAUGAAGAUCUUGAAACGAGUCGGAGGGCCAAAGGGCGCGUGGAGCAAAGACAGCAGCUCAGGUUCUGGGAAGAUCUACAUCUUCAACGGGACAGAUGGGGACACAAUCCACGAGUUUUCCUCUGUGCAGGACUUCACCCGCUCUCCGGGGAUGUUUCAGUCCAAGGCCCUGAAGCUACCAUCGGCGUGGAGAGGAACAGGACAUGUCAUCUACAAAAAUCAUGCCUACUAUGUAACUCAGGAUGACGAGAUCAUGGUGAUUAAAUAUGACUUGAGGAGCAACUCAGUGACAGACAGGGCUGUGUUUCCUGUCCAGGACCACGUCCCAGUGUACGACCUGACUCCUGAGACAGUGCUGGACCUGGCUGUGGAUGAAGAAGGCCUGUGGGCCAUUUACGCCACACGCCAGAACGAGAGGCACAUCUCUGUGGCAAAAAUGGACACCAACUUGCUGGGCAUCGAGCAGAUGUGGGACACUAACUGCCCGCAAGAGAAUGCAGAGGCCGCCUUUGUCAUCUGCGGCACUCUCUAUGUUGUGUACAACACCCAGCAACCUGGUCGCUCUCGUUUGCAGUGUGUAUUUGAUGUUAAUGACAUGGUGACCAAUGAGGACGCACCACAGAUUUACUUCCCAAAACGUUAUGGGGCUCAUUCCAGUCUGAAGUACAACCCACAGGAGCAGCUGCUGUAUGCCUGGGAUGAUGGAUAUCAGAUCCUGUACAAGCUCGUCAUGAAGAAGAAACUAGAAAUAUGAGCUCAUGAGUACAAACAAUCCUCAAAAAACUCUCCAUAACAAAUCCAUAAACGUGUACACGACCAUGCCAGAGGUUUGGCAAGUUUUAGCUUCGUACAAGUCAUGUUUACUUCAUAUAACUGGCCACUUUAUAACAUGUGGUGUAGAAAUUCAGACGCUUAUCUCUUACUUUUCAUGCAGCCAUUAGUUUCCAUUUUAUAUUAUUUAAAACAAUAAUCAGAUCUACAUCUUUAAUAACGAAAAUUGUUUCCUACUUAAUAAUUGUUCAGAUGUAUCUGUGUAAUUUACACACUGUAAUGGUUCGAAUUUAAGGGGCAGACUUUCGGUGGAACACAGGAGCAAGGACAAAAUAAUAAAUGUAGUUACAGAAAACAGUAAAACAGGCCAGUGAGGAUUUUUGUUGAUUGUGGGAUUUUUCUAUCAUUGUCUCAUGUUUGCCAUGAUUUUAACCCUCAUGCAACCUUUAGAGGAUAACGCCCUUCACCUUAAGUGCAAAAACUGUCAAAAGACUGAUAUUAAACUUUUAAUUAAACGUUAUGUUUAUUAUGUAUAUUCAUUUUCAAUGUGUUUAAAUGAAACUUCAAGCCUGAUAAUUAAAAACAUUACUCAUAUUUUUUUUAUAAGUAACCCUUUAAAUGCCAGCUUUUCAAAUGCAAUAAAAAAAGUAAUAUUUAAUAAACACAAAAAUAUGUAAUAUAUUACAUUAUAUAUUACAUAAUACAUGAUGGUUUGAAGGGAUAGAGCAACCUGGUAUAUGUAUCAGAUUACCAACAAUACUGUUUUUUUGUCCUGCUUGAUUAUCUUUUGUGUAGUAUUACUUACUCACUCUCGACAUCUUAAGGGCCAAAAAUGUCCCAUUUGUAUCUUCUUAUUCUUACGGCUUCUCCCUUUAGGGGUCACCACAGCAGAUCAUCUGCAUCCAUCUUGUCCUAUCCCUUCUUAUGCAAAUUCGUUUUGGUUUUUUGGUAACACAUCAGUCCUGAUCA